Molecule: messenger RNA, 4886 nt
Organism: Lemur catta (Ring-tailed lemur)
Lineage: Eukaryota; Metazoa; Chordata; Mammalia; Primates; Lemuridae
Gene: RBL2
Product: RB transcriptional corepressor like 2
Exons: 22
Coding region: 129-3551 (1140 amino acids)
Biological process (GO): cell differentiation; negative regulation of G1/S transition of mitotic cell cycle; regulation of transcription by RNA polymerase II
Cellular component (GO): nucleus; chromatin; transcription regulator complex
Molecular function (GO): RNA polymerase II transcription regulatory region sequence-specific DNA binding
Source: RefSeq, a predicted model, not a curated record
AAGGGGCCCGGCGAGUGGGCGGCGGCGCAGUCGCGGUGCUGGCGGCCGACGGGCGGGCCCUUCGCGGUUUGAAUGGCUGCGGGCCCGGGCCCACACUUCAUCUGAGGACCGGCUGCCCGGUGUGCGCCAUGCCGUCCGGAGGUGACCAGUCCCCGCCGCCCCCGCCUCCCCCUCCGGCGGCGGCAGCUUCGGAGGAGGAGGAGGAGGACGACGGGCAGGCGGAGGACGCCGCGCAGCCCGCCGAGUCGCCGGCGCCUCAGACCCAGCAGCGGUUCGACGAGCUGUGCAGCCGCCUCAACAUGGACGAGGCGGCGCGGGCCGAGGCCUGGGGCAGCUACCGCAGCAUCAGCGAGAGCUACACGCUGGAGGGAAAUGAUCUUCAUUGGUUAGCAUGUGCCUUAUAUGUGGCUUGCAGAAAAUCUGUUCCAACUGUGAGCAAAGGGACAGUUGAAGGAAACUUUGUAUCUUUAACUAGAAUCCUGCGGUGUUCAGAGCAGAGCUUAAUUGAAUUUUUUAAUAAGAUGAAGAAGUGGGAAGACAUGGCAAAUCUACCCCCACAUUUCAGAGAACGUACUGAGAGAUUAGAAAGAAACUUCACUGUUUCUGCUGUAAUUUUUAAGAAAUAUGAACCCAUUUUUCAGGAUAUCUUUAAAUAUCCUCAAGAGGAGCAACCUCGUCAACAAAGAGGAAGAAAACAGCGGCGACAGCCCUGUACUGUGUCAGAAAUUUUCCAUUUUUGUUGGGUGCUUUUUAUAUAUGCAAAAGGUAAUUUCCCCAUGAUUAGUGAUGAUUUGGUCAAUUCUUAUCAUCUUCUGCUAUGUGCUUUGGACUUAGUUUAUGGAAAUGCCCUUCAAUGUUCCAAUCGUAAAGAACUUGUGAACCCUAAUUUUAAAGGCCUAUCUGAAGAUUUUCAUGCUAAGGAGUCCAAACCUUCCUCUGACCCACCCUGUGUCAUUGAGAAACUUUGUUCCUUACAUGAUGGCCUAGUUUUGGAAGCAAAGGGAAUAAAAGAACAUUUCUGGAAACCCUACAUUAGGAAACUUUGUGAAAAAAAGCUCCUUAAGGGAAAAGAAGAAAAUCUUACUGGAUUUCUAGAGCCUGGGAACUUUGGAGAGAGUUUUAAAGCCAUCAAUAAGGCCUAUGAGGAGUAUGUUUUAUCUGUUGGGAAUUUAGAUGAACGGAUAUUUCUUGGAGAGGAUGCUGAGGAGGAAAUUGGGACUCUCUCAAGGUGUCUGAACACUGGUUCAGGAACAGAGACUGCCGAAAGGGUACAGAUGAAAAACAUCUUACAGCAGCAUUUUGACAAGUCUAAAGCACUUAGAAUCUCCACACCACUUACUGGUAUGAAGUACAUUAAGGAGAACAGCCCUUGUGUGACCCCAGUUUCUACAGCUACACAUAGCUUGAGUCGUCUUCACACCAUGCUGACAGGCCUCAGGAAUGCACCAAGUGAGAAACUGGAACAGAUUCUCAGGACAUGUUCCAGAGAUCCAACUGAGGCUAUUGCUAACAGAUUGAAAGAAAUGUAUGAAAUAUAUUCUCAGCAUUACCAGCCAGAUGAGGAUUUCAGUAAUUGUGCUAAAGAAGUUACCAGCAGACAUUUUCGUUUUGCGGAGAUGCUUUACUAUAAAGUAUUAGAAUCUGUUAUUGAGCAGGAACAAAAAAGACUGGGAGACAUGGAUUUAUCUGGUAUUCUGGAACAAGAUGCAUUCCACAGAUCACUCUUGGCCUGCUGCCUUGAGGUCGUCUCAUUUUCUUAUAAGCCUCCUGGGAACUUUCCAUUUAUUACUGAAAUAUUUGAUGUGCCACUUUAUCAUUUUUAUAAGGUGAUAGAAGUAUUUAUUAGAGCAGAAGAUGGCCUUUGUAGAGAGGUAGUAAAACACCUUAAUCAGAUUGAAGAACAGAUCUUAGAUCAUUUGGCAUGGAAACCAGAGUCCCCGCUCUGGGAAAGAAUUAGAGACAAUGAAAACAGAGUUCCUACAUGUGAAGAGGUCAUGCCACCUCAGAACCUGGAAAGAGCAGAUGAAAUUUGUAUUGGUGGCUCCCCUUUGACUCCCAGAAGGGUGAAUGAAGUUCGUGCUGAUACUGGAGGACUUGGAAGGAGCAUAACCUCUCCAACCACACUGUAUGACAGGUACAGCUCCCCAACAGCCAGCACUACCAGAAGGCGGCUAUUUGUUGAGAAUGAUAGCCCCUCUGAUGGAGGGACACCUGGGCGCAUUCCCCCACAGCCCCUAGUCAAUGCUGUCCCUGUGCAGAAUGUAUCUGGGGAAGCUGUUUCUGUCACACCAGUUCCUGGACAGACUUUGGUCACCAUGGCAACUGCCACUGUCACAGCCAACAAUGGACAAACAGUAACCAUUCCUGUACAAGGUAUUGCCAAUGAAAAUGGAGGGAUUACAUUCUUCCCGGUCCAAGUCAAUGUUGGGGGACAGGCACAAGCCGUGACUGGCUCCAUCCAGCCCCUCAGUGCUCAGGCCCUGGCUGGAAGUCUGAGCUCUCAACAGGUGACAGGAACAACUUUGCAAGUCCCUGGUCAAGUGGCCAUUCAACAGAUUUCCCCAGGUGGCCAACAGCAGAAACAAGGCCAGCCUUUAACCAGCAGCAAUAUUAGACCCAGGAAGACCAGCUCUUUAUCGCUUUUCUUUAGAAAGGUUUACCACUUAGCAGGUGUCCGCCUUCGGGAUCUUUGUGCUAAACUAGAUAUUUCAGAUGAACUGCGGAAAAAAAUCUGGACCUGCUUUGAAUUCUCCAUAAUUCAGUGUCCUGAGCUUAUGAUGGACAGACAUCUGGACCAGUUAUUAAUGUGUGCCAUUUAUGUGAUGGCAAAGGUCACAAAAGAAGACAAGUCCUUCCAGAAUAUUAUGCGUUGUUAUAGGACUCAGCCACAGGCCCGGAGCCAGGUGUAUAGAAGUGUUUUGAUAAAAGGGAAAAGAAAAAGAAGAAAUUCUGGCAGCAGUGAUAGCAGAAGCCAUCAGAAUUCUCCAACAGAACUAAACAAAGAUAGAACAAGUAGAGACUCCAGUCCUGUCAUGAGGUCAAGCAGCACCUUGCCAGUGCCACAGCCUAGCAGUGCUCCUCCUACACCUACUCGUCUCACAGGUGCCAACAGUGACAUGGAGGAAGAGGAGAGGGGAGACCUUAUUCAGUUCUACAACAACAUCUACAUAAAACAAAUUAAAACAUUUGCCUUGAAGUACUCACAGGCAAACAUAAUGGAUGCUCCUCCACUCUCUCCCUACCCAUUUUUAAGAACAGGCUCCCCUCGCCGAAUACAGUUGUCUCAAAAUCAUCCUGUCUACAUUUCCCCACAUAAAAAUGAAACAAUGCUUUCUCCUCGAGAAAAGAUUUUCUACUACUUCAGCAACAGUCCUUCAAAGAGAUUGAGAGAAAUUAACAGUAUGAUACGGACAGGAGAAACUCCAACUAAAAAGAGAGGGAUUCUUUUGGAAGAUGGAAGUGAAUCACCUGCAAAAAGAAUUUGCCCGGAAAAUCAUUCUGCCUUAUUACGCCGUCUCCAAGAUGUAGCUAAUGACCGAGGUUCCCACUGAGGUUAGUCUCUUGUACUGAAACUGUCUUUUCACAAACUGUUUAAUAGUAUCACUUAAUGCAUCUAGAUUAUGGAGCUCUUUUCCUUAAUCCAGCCAGUCAAUUACAGCCUGUUAGUAACAUGAAGGGACAUAUUUGUGAGAAAUUGGAUUGACUGCUUCCAGUAUCCAUAGGAUAUUUUCAUUCAUCCCAACUGCCUUUUCCCCUGCCAAUUCAGUGCUUACCAUCAAGGCUGCUUAGAAUGCAAACUUGGAUUUAUCUCUUUGGCAAAGCUUUUUACAAGUACUACAGAGGACAAAGUGUUCUCAAAUAUGAGUGUAAGAGGUCUCUGUUGACAUGCUCCAACAGAGGGACUAUAUUUCAAAUUCAUUCCUACCUGUUUUCUGGUCAGCUGUAGUCCUCAUGAAAAGCAAAACAAAAAUUAGGUAUUUUGUCCUACAACACUUGGUAGGAGUGUGAGAUUUCUGCAUUCCUAAAUCAGAACAAAGGAGAGCACACCCAGAUUUGGAGGUCCCAGGUCUCUUGUUCCCUUUGUGCACUUCUUCCCUUUCCCCAUUAGGUGUGAUGCAGUGCUUGAUUGUUCGGUUGUGCAAUGUCUGAAUGAACCUGUAUAAGUGGUGGCACUUUAGGGCUGUAAAACGCAUGAUUUUGUAACCCAGAUUUUGUUGUAUAUUUGUGAUAGCACUUUCUACAAUGUGAAUUUUAUUAAGUACAAAACUUCCAGGCUAAACAUCCAAUAUUUUCUUUAAUGCUUUUGUACUUUUUUUAAAACUGUUAAAGUCCCCAUAGCCACCUUUUGGGCAUGUGUUUUAAAUUCUCCAGUUGUUAUGUAGGAAUCAGCUGGCUAAGUAAAGAUUUCAAUCAAGUUGAAUUGAGGGGAUUAAUAUGAAAAAUUAUGACCUCUUCCUUUAGGAGGUAGUUAUCUAGAAGACAUGUCUAUUAAGGUGAUAUAUUUUAAAAUAUUUUUGGGUGUAUUCCUGGCAGUUUAAAAAAAUAGGUUGGAGAAUUUAGGUUUUUAUUAGUACACAGUACCAUUUAUACAAAUUAGAAAAUAUUAUUUAACAGCCAUUGAAAUAUCUAUAUACCUUUAUUAAUCACUAUUGUUCCAGCAGUUUUAAAGUUGAAUUAAUAAUCUUAUUAGGGAGAAAAUUCAAUUAUAAAUUGAAUCAGUAUAAACAAAGUUACUGGGUAACUUCAUAUUGCUCUGAAAGAAAUAUGGAACUUACACUGUUCAAUUGGAAUAGUGUUCUGCAAAAAAAUAUUUAUAAAACCUCUCAAAAUACUUACUGCUACUGUAAUUUUAUAUGAAGUGUAUUUUUCAAUAAAGCAUUUAUAAA